UCAACAUUAAUAAUGAAGAGAUCUUAACCUAUUUAUUCGUUAGUUUCAAUUAAUAAUCUUCACAAAAUUUUACGAACCAAUUGAUAAAAUGUCUAAUAAAUUUUUAUACUUUGCAUAUGGAAGCAAUAUGUUAAUGAAAAGAAUACAUAUUAAUAAUCCAACUGCAAUACGAAAAGAUAUUGGUUUUUUAAAGAAUUUCAGAUUAGAUUUUUUAACACAUUCAAAAAGAUGGGGUGGAUGCUCAGCAACAAUUGUACCCACGAAAGAUUAUAUUGUAUGGGGAGCAAUUUGGGAAUUAGAUGAAUGUAAUAUGUGUACUUUAGACAAUCAAGAAGGUGUUGCAGAUAAAUUAUACUUUCCAUUAAUAGUUGAUAUAGAAACAGUUACUGGUAAAAUAUUAAAAUGCAGAGUGUACCAACAAUGCAAAAAUCCAGAUGAACAUAUAAAAUUACAUUUACUACCAAUACACAGAAGACCUUCACCUUUAUAUUUAGAAACAAUAAUAAAAGGUGCAUAUGAAAGUCAUUUACCACAUGAUUAUAUUAAAUUCUUAGAAACAAUACCACCUAAUGGAUAUAUGGGAGAAUAUGAUAUUGGACUUCCUUUACAAGAAGUUUAGAUUCAAGAAUCUUAUGAUUCUUUAAAUGUUUCUGGACAAGAGGAUCAUUCUCUAUUAAGUUAAGAGCUGACUCAAGUGAUAAUUUAUCUAUUUCAUAUUUGAAUAUUUUAAUUGUUGUAUACAAUACACCAUUUAUCUGAUAAUAUAUAAAAUAUUACAAUUAAUGAUAUAUUUAUAUAAAAAAUUUAGAGUUUUAGAAAUUGUUCUCAAUUUUUAUAAAAUAUAAUUGUUAUAUAAUUGUAUCAUAAAUAAUAUAAUGUAAAUUCAUAUAUGAUAUAAUAAAAUAAAAAUAUAAAUGCUUUAAAUAUUUUAAAUUUACCUUGACUGAUAAUUUCAUUUUAUAAUUCAUAUCUAUUUCUGGCCAUUUUUGUUCUAGAACAUCUCUAUCUAAUUUUAUUUCAUCUUCAUUUAUAAGAUGAUAUUUUGCCGCAGAAAAUGCUGACCAUAAUUCUGAAGCGAAAUGUGGUGCAAAUGGUGCAAGCAUUAUAAUUUGAACUGCUAAUGCACGUUCAUAUUCGCGACUUUUUUUCAUACAUUCCACAGAUACCUUA
This is a messenger RNA of Apis florea (little honeybee), 1170 nucleotides long. RefSeq names its product gamma-glutamylcyclotransferase. The record is from RefSeq and is a predicted model, not a curated record. Lineage: Eukaryota; Metazoa; Arthropoda; Insecta; Hymenoptera; Apidae. Gene Ontology annotation, molecular function: gamma-glutamylcyclotransferase activity.